This is a messenger RNA of Drosophila biarmipes, 2053 nucleotides long. RefSeq names its product transcription factor grauzone. NCBI's taxonomy places the organism in Eukaryota, Metazoa, Arthropoda, Insecta, Diptera, Drosophilidae. The coding region runs from base 87 to 1793 and encodes 568 amino acids. The transcript has 4 exons. The record is from RefSeq and is a predicted model, not a curated record. Gene Ontology annotation, molecular function: zinc ion binding. Gene Ontology annotation, cellular component: nucleus.
AUCAGCUGUGCAUUGGUCUGUUCUUAUUUGUAACAUUAAACACAUUUUCAGCAGUUUCUGCGUUUACCGGCGCAUUUUCGAUUCAAAUGCCUUGCUUCCUAUGCACACAGAUUGUCGAUGAAGCUGUCGGCAACAUAGAAAUCGCAUCGGAAGAGGCCGAUUCAUUGGGCCUGCGAUGCAUCAUAGAGAAACACUUUUGGCUACAGAUUCCUGACUCGGGAAGCGGCUAUGUGUGCGGCGCCUGCUGGGAGCAGCUGCUGCUCUUCCACAACUUCUACCUAAGUGUGGAGCAGGCCCACCAGGCGCUGCAGCAAACGAUUCCGGAGGAGACAUCUCCACCAGAAGAUGGUGCUCCCAAGGACCCCUUGGUCAAGAGCGAGCUAGCAGAGAGUGUGGCCGCUACCGUGAAGCGCCGACGAGGGCGCCCUCGUAAGGAGCCUCCAAGGGAUGCCAGCGAGGAACUGAAGAGCGUUCUAGAGCAAAUCAACCUUAACGAAAUCAAAAUCGAAUGCCCCGAGGCAGAUUUAACAAUUGCCGAUGUGCUGGACGAUCAGGAGGAGCAUGAUUUCCUCGCCGACGACUGUAGCAGCGGGAUCGAAAAAGAGGAGGAUUAUGAGGAGCAAGAGGAACCCCAACCGCAGGUUAAACGAAAGGCACGCGGACGGCCGCGUGGACGUGUGCGACUAGCGGAGCGCCCCAAGAAAGACGGUCUGCCCAACACCAAGAAGUCGCAGGAGUUCAACGACUUCAUCCGCGAGCACUACAAAGUCCAGUGUCAUAUCUGCAGCUCCCCUAUGGAAGGCUUCACUGAGAUGCUGCUACAUGUCCGACGCGAGCACAAGCAGCGCGGCUACUCGAUGUGUUGCAACCGCAAGUUUUUUAAGCGGGGCUACCUUGUGGACCACCUGCGCCGCCACCAGGACCCUGAGCUGUUCAAGUGCUCCAUCUGCGCACGUGUGAUGGGUCACCGCCGCAGUCUGGAGCUCCAUAUGCGCAUGCACGAUAUCAAGACGCGCGGUCGCCUCUACCAUUGCGAUAACUGCUCCAAGAGCUUUUACAGUUCCGUUGUGUGCGAGCGCCACAAGCUGACGCAUAUUCCACGGGAUCAGUGGCAGGUGAAGUGCACCAACUGUGAGAAGACUUUUCCCACCCAGUAUACAAUGCAGCAGCAUGUCAAGCUGGUCCAUUUGAAUUUAUAUGCCAAGAUCUGCGAUGUCUGUGGGAAAUCGAUCAGAGGUCGCGAAGCCUUGGCCAGGCACAUGAAGGAGCACACCGGCGCGCCACAGACAGCGAUCAAGUGCCACUUGUGCGACUCUACGCUAACCACCAAAUACGGUCUGGCGCGUCACAUAAAAAUGAUGCACACCGCCGAAAACCUGCAGCCGAUGCAGUGCGAAUUCUGCCUCAAGAUCUCGCCCAGCUUGCAGGCGCACCAGCACCACAUUAAGUACACGCACAACACGGCACGUAGCCAUCAAUGUCCUAUGUGCGAGAAGGCCUUUAAGCGGCCAAACGAACUGAAGGAACACAUGACCACCCACACGGGAGAGGUUCUAUACACUUGCCCCCAUUGUCCGCAGACCUUCAAUUCCAAUGCCAACAUGCAUGCCCACCGGAAGAAGGCGCACCGCAAGGAGUGGGAGGAGAGCCGUCACCAGCGGUUGAGUCGACCUCGAAAAUCGGACACAAUCAUUGCUGUGAGUGUACGCAAGACCACUGAAGCCAGACAGGAUUUGAGAGCAGGAUGCGGAGAGGCGAUAGCAACACCCAACAGCCCUGGAGCAGAGUGCUAGCACUAGGUGACCCUUGGACCCACUAAAAACCAAAUGAGACGUUGUACGGCUGUUGUUAUGAUCAGAGGACUAAGGGGGUGCACAAUUUGUACGGUCAACAUGCUGAGCCUGGUUACGGGAUUCACUGGUUUUAUUGAUUUUGAGAAUUAAAUUAUUUUUUGGCUUAUUGUUAUGGAUAGCUAAUAAUUGUAAUCUUGGAGGUGGUACCUCACGCAUUAAUGCAACGCACAAAUAAAAAAGUAAAGAUAGGGUGUAUUUUA